Molecule: messenger RNA, 1160 nt
Organism: Sarcophilus harrisii (Tasmanian devil)
Lineage: Eukaryota; Metazoa; Chordata; Mammalia; Dasyuromorphia; Dasyuridae
Gene: CCDC200
Product: coiled-coil domain containing 200
Exons: 4
Coding region: 159-950 (263 amino acids)
Source: RefSeq, a predicted model, not a curated record
UCUUCCUUUCUUCUCUAUUUUCUAUCCAUCUCUUUCUCCUUUUCUCCUCGCUUCUUCCCCCCACUUCCUCUUCUCCCCUUCUCCCUUCUCCUUUCCCCUCAACAUUUCUCUUUUCCUUACCAUUCUCUAUCUCCUUUCCUUCUCCAAAUUCCAACACCAUGGCCAGCGCUUAUCAUUGGGAAGCCAGGCGCAGACAGAUGGCUUUGGACAGGAGGAGACACUACCAGCUUCAACAGGAAUUGAAGAACAAAAAGAUAGAAAAUGACCUGGAGGAACAAAGAUAUUGCAUGGGUCUUGAACCCUAUCAACGGUACCGUUCUCCAAGCCCUGACGCUGAUUACCUAUAUGGCAACCUGAGCCCAGAGACCUCUCACCGGAACACCAGCGCCUUCCUCACUGGAGAGAAUCCAGAUGACUUGAGAGGCUGCUUCAUGUUUCCUGAACGCCAUACUAUGGGCCACUGCAUGUGCCAGUGCCAGUGUCACUUCCAAGGUCAGGGCCAACAUCAGAGCAGAAACCACGAUCACGACGACGACCAGGAGGAGGACCAAGAUGAUGUGCAGGAAGUGGUCCACAGCAAGAGCCGAGACCGGAACCGGGACCCAUGUCAGAGCAAGAGCCAGGAGCGGGAGCGGGGCCUGGGCAAGGGCCAGCGCCAGAGCAAGAGCCAGGUCCGGGACCGGGAACAGAGCAAGAGCCAACGUCAGAGCAAAGAACAGAGAGAGACUGGACAUCACACUGGUCACCAUCAUCACAAAAUUCAUUCCGUGGGUCAUCAGCAAGCUGCCGCCGCUGCCGCCGCUGCUGCUGCUGCUGCAGCCCAUCAACCCCAAGAGUUCAAACACAGUGCCCCAGAUUCUACUCUUCGCCAUUCCAAACGUGGAAAAAGAUACACGCCUCCCCCUGACGUCAUAAUAUCAAAAAGUCUCUGGAAAAGCUUGAAGCCCUGACAUAAGGCAGGGACCAACUCAGACAUUCCUGAGAAGAGAGAUUGUCUUCAAUAGCUCCUUGUGUCCUGCCUCAUGAUCUGGCAAAUCCAUUUUGAAGAAAAAGAAAAAAAAUAUCAAAAUCAUGACGUCCUUUCUCUCCUUGGCAGAUUCAGGUAAGAAGACAGGGCUAGUUAGUGGCAGUAAAACUCCCUUUUCCACCACUGAAGUUUA